AUGGCUGAUACCACAAUUACCGACCUGGGCGCGCAGAAAAUCGCAUGUGGCAAGGGCUGUGUAGCAUUCCUGCCCAAACCAAAGAUCGUCCGAGUCCAUGCCUUCAAUUUCGGGCCACAAACAAUCGUUUAUAAUGUCCCUGUAGCGCUUACCGUUAACCGAAAUGCCAAUGAUGGCACCGUUCCAAAAUCUGCACCAAACUGUCACUAUCUGAGGAUGCAUUGGCUUCUCGACGAUCACGUGAUUUCACGGGUUUCCGGUCCACGAAGCCAAAAUGGUAAUGGAAAUUGUAAUGGUACUGGUACUGGUAAUGGUAAUGGUAAUGGUAAUGGUAAUUUAAAUGGUACUGCUUCUGGUGAUGGUAAUGGUAAUAGAAAUGGCCAUGGAACUGGUAAUGGUAAUAGUAACGGUAACGGUAAUGGCAAUAAUAAUGACAGUGGUAAUGGUAAUGUAAAGGUUAAUUUUAAUGGAAAUAAUAACGGUAAUGGCAAUAGCAAUGGUAGUGGGAAUGAUUAUGAUACUGGUAAUGGUAAUGCAAAUUUCAAUGGUAAUAGUAAAUGUUAUGAUAAUAGUAACUGUAGUGGCAAUGGUAAUGGUAAUGGGAGUGGAAAUUAUAAUGGUACUGGUUAUGAUAUUGCUCAUGGUAAUAGUAAUGAUAAUCGCAAUGGUAAUGGUAAUGAAAAUGAUAAUAGUAAUGGUAAUGCUUAUGCUAAUCAUUAG
Messenger RNA from Rhagoletis pomonella (apple maggot), 720 nucleotides. RefSeq names its product N66 matrix protein-like. The record is from RefSeq and is a predicted model, not a curated record. The coding region runs from base 1 to 720 and encodes 239 amino acids. NCBI's taxonomy places the organism in Eukaryota, Metazoa, Arthropoda, Insecta, Diptera, Tephritidae. The transcript has 2 exons.